This is a messenger RNA of Didymella exigua CBS 183.55, 1743 nucleotides long. RefSeq lists its product as uncharacterized. The record is from RefSeq and is a predicted model, not a curated record. Bases 238 to 1545 code for a protein of 435 amino acids. Lineage: Eukaryota; Fungi; Ascomycota; Dothideomycetes; Pleosporales; Didymellaceae. The transcript is spliced from 2 exons.
CGUGAUUCACACCGCGACCGCAGUGAACUGUACGCUCAGCCCAGCCAACAGUCAUGUCUUUCAUGUUUGCGAGCGUUACUUGUUCGUCUGGCAUGCUUUGAUCAGGUGACUCACUUGCGAGGCAGCACUUACCGACUGCGCACAUCCUUUACGCCCUCCAUCUGACUUAUUUACCUUCGUUCAUUCUCUCCGCGCGGAACCUCUGCGAUUCAUGCACCGCGAUCCUUACAAUCCUCGAUGAUAGUCACUAUUGAUGACUACCGUGGCACGGCUAACCCAAAGGAUGGACCCUGCCACAAUGAGAAGGUCAAAGAUGAUGGGUCUAUGUUCAUGGUGGCCAACGCUGGGGACCUCAAGUUGAAGCUGCAAGCAUUGAACAACUUGCUCGUGCGCACCCCUCUCAACCAACACAGUGAACUCCAUUUCGAUGCAAUCUUCGAAAGCGUCUCGUCUCGCACGUACGUCGAUGGCUCAGAAGAAGUAUACUUCACAGUCAAAAACCUCUCGUGGCCGAGCAAGAUCCCCGAGGCCUUCAUCAACGCCUAUCUUGAGGUGUUGCAGGGACGCCCGUUUACGAACAGCUAUAUCUUUAAGACUGAAAGGUGGUGGACGCCAGGCCAAUUGACUUCGGUAUCUGCCAAAUCUGCUGCGACAUUCUCGACCAUACGGCUGGUGCUUCCAGACCUCGACAUGCUCUGUAACACCAAACUCAACGACUUCUUCCAGCAAGCAGAAUCUCAAGUGAAGCCUUUUGCUCUCAUGCAGCUACCGACCGAGCUACGACUUGAGAUAUUUGAUUACCUCUUUCCAGCCCAGACUCCCUUGCGCAUAUUUUCGAAAAUCCAAGACGAUCCAGAGAAUAGACCGCCGGUACGGCUGGAUAUCAUGCGCGUCAGUAAAGCCUUGCACAAAGAGACUGUCGACCACUUUCUCAACAAUUCGUCUCUCUUUAUCGAGGCCUACCCAGAUCUGAGACGGGGCAUCUGGGUUCAGGCCUAUUUCACAGAGGCCACUGUAAUCGAAUAUGUCGCACGCGUUAUGAGAAUGAGUUACGAAGCCAGAUCGAAAAUAACACGGCUAGAAAUCCGUAUCAUCCCAGAGGACGCGGCGUCGCCCAUCAACUCGUACCAUCCUGCUCGGCUCGAUACUUCUUCACUGCGACGUAUUUGCACUGAACUUCCGAGCCUCAAGUCUGUCCUCAUCUCGUUCGAGAGGAUGCCCGAGAGAAUGUGUCUGCUUGGUGGGCGGGCUAGAUGGCCCAAUGAGGCAUCGUUCUACAACGGUCAGAUGUUGACGCUGGCAUGGAUCCACGCACAACUACCUGGCGAAGGACCGCGCAUCGUUUGGGAUCUGACGCACUUUAGGCAUUCGGUCGACGAACCAGCGCUCUUGAGGAAAGAGAUAUUUUCUCAGCCGAUGAUGAGGAAGUUGCUCGAGAGGGAUGGUGCAUUGGAAUUGGAGCAGAGCGCGAAUGCGACCCGAGACGAUCUGCGGCGGUGGUCAGCGAUCAAAAAUGCUGUUGUCGAGGCGGUCGCACGUCUUUAGCUCAUGCCAGGCGGUCCACAUUCAGCUGUGUAUGUGAGGCUUGAAUGCAGCGAACCGUGUUAAUAGUCCUGCCGUAUGUCGCAAACCCGGCCACGAGCAAACGCGAUCAGCGACCAUAUAAUGCCUUGCUGAGUCACAGGAUUAGCUCGUGCUCUUCAUGGAUAAGAGUUCUGGCGGGGGCGUAGUACAAAAGUGUGG